UUAGUUGCAUAUGUCGCUGUAGUUCAGAGACGGGGAGUGAGCCACUCGAGUGAACAGAAACGAAAAGAGACUGUGCAAAACAGCCCCCACCCCUCUUAUACGGGAAAUGGGUCUCAGGCUGAUGAUGAGUAAGGGAAGAAGCUCCUGUAGCGCUGGUGCAUCUGAAGCUACGCAGCUAUGGAGGAAAGGGCCCAGUGUCAAAUGAGGGGAGACUGUGAUUGGCCCCUGCAGCCUGUGGUCUGUUUGUGUCUCCAGUGGAUCAAAUACACCUUCUUUCCUUAAUAUCCCUGCGUUAUAUAAGAAAACACACAUUUAUAUGCACAACUCCUGAGCUACAUCUCUCUAAGGCUUCACUAUGGAAGCCCGUUUCCACCACAGAGUAAAAAAUAUGAAAGGUUUGUGCUUUCUACAUCCUUGUAUUGUGGGUUCAGUUACAUCUUCCAACCGCAUGGAGGCGCAGCAGGCUUCUCCUGACAGCAGCAGUGAGGAAUGUACUGUACUAGAGGCUCUGCCUGACAAGGGAACAGCGCUCAUUUGCUCUCAACACAAAGGAAAAGUGUCUGUGUUGUACUGUUUGGCCUGUGAGAAUUCCGUAUGCGAGGACUGUAUGAAUGGAGAACAUGCUGAGCACCCCACUGAUUCACUGGAAAAUAUUGUGGACCAGCAGCUAGCGGCAUUACAGGACAGAGUGGAUUCAGCCAAGAACAGGCUUCCUCAGAUAAGAGAGGCAGUUCAGAGUUUGAGAGAAAUUCUGCAGCAGUUGAACUCUCAGCGGAGCUCCAUAGAGGAAGACAUCCACUCCUCCUUCAGCGAGCUGCACAAAACCCUCGAUACACGCAAGAGCGUCCUGCUCAUGGAGCUGGAAGUCACUUCUGGACUGAAGCAGAAGGUUUUGCAGGCUCAGUUGGACACUCUUCUGCAGGAGGAAGCUGCCAUCAACUAUAACUGCAGUCUGACCGGUGAAGCCCUGGACGGGGAAAACAAAGCUGUCAUCCUGCAGACCCAUAAAGGCGUAGGAGAGAGACUCAGUGACCUGGCCAGUCAGGGCCUUCCUCUUCAGCCUGAGGAGAACGACCAGCUGGAUCUCAUGAUGGAGAUCGAAGGACUUCGCAAGUCCAUCCACAACCUGGGGACUAUCGUCACCACCAAUGCCGUGGCCAGUCAGACCGAGGCAUCAGGGGAGGGUCUGGAACAGUGCAUCGUGGGCCAGCCGGCAACUGUCAUCAUAACCACAAGAGACAAGUCUGGAGGACUGUGUAAGACGGGUAACGCCAUCAUCUCAGCUGAAGUCUGCACGCCGGAUGGCAGCGUUGCAGACGGCGAAAUCGUGGACCAUAAAAACGGAACGUAUGAAUUCCAAUACACGGUGAAGAAAGAGGGAAAUUUUAGUCUAGCGCUUAGACUUUAUGAUCAGCAUAUUAGAGGAAGUCCCUUCCAGUUAAAGGUGACCUGCUCUCCGGAUGAUUCUCCACCCACCACCACCGCAGCCAAUGCUGCAUCCACGGGUUCCAGCGAUGGUGGGGCGCGGAAACGGAGCGCAAAGUCCCCGGGGAGCAGAAGCCGGCAGAAAGGCGUCCGACGAGCAGGAAGCUUGUUCAGCACCCCGAAAAAGAGAGUGAACCCGAUUGAAGAUGACCUCAUUUUUAGAAUAGGAACAAAAGGGAGGAAUAAAGGAGAGUUCACUAACCUCCAAGGUGUAGCAGCUUGUUCUGAAGGAAAAAUCUUAAUUGCAGACAGUAACAAUCAGUGUGUGCAGAUAUUUUCAAGUACGGGAGAGUUUCAGAGCCGGUUCGGAGUGCGUGGCCGUUUACCGGGACAGCUGCAGCGGCCCACUGGAGUAGCUGUGCAUCCAAAUGGGGACAUCAUCAUCGCUGACUAUGACAAUAAGUGGGUUAGCAUCUUCUCCAGUGAGGGCAAAUACAAGGCUAAGCUGGGCUCAGGAAGGCUGAUGGGUCCAAAAGGUGUAUCUGUGGAUCAGAAUGGACAUGUUAUCGUUGUGGACAACAAGGCCUGUACGGUUUUCAUCUUCCAGCCCAGCGGGAAACUCGUCACUAAGUUUGGCAGCAGAGGAAACGGUGACAGACAGUUUGCAGGUAGGUACAGGUCUAUAGCAUCUGAUGAAGGACUGCAUUGUAACAUACAGAUGCCAGUGAUAUUAAAAAAUAAAUAUAUGAAUAAUUCAUUGAUUCUUAUUGAAUUUAACCUAGCCCUUCCUUUCCAUGUAGGCCCACACUUUGCAGCAGUCAACAACAACAAUGAAAUAAUCAUCACAGACUUUCAUAACCACUCGGUUAAGGUGUUUAAUGCAGAUGGAGAAUUCUUGCUGAAAUUUGGCUCAAAUGGUGAAGGGAACGGGCAGUUCAAUGCUCCCACAGGGGUUGCUGUGGAUGUCAAUGGGAACAUUAUUGUGGCAGACUGGGGAAACAGUCGGAUACAGGUGUUUGACGGCAGUGGAUCGUUCCUGUCCUACAUCAAUACGGCGGCAGACCCUCUCUACGGGCCGCAGGGUCUCGCGCUGACCUCAGAUGGCCAUGUUGUGGUGGCUGAUUCUGGGAACCACUGCUUUAAAGUGUACCGCUACCUGCAAUGAUAUCAGACAGACUCUGAUCUAAGACGGAAAGAGAAUCAAAGUCAUACUGUAUGUGUCCAAAUCUUGCACUUAAUGUAAUGUAAUGGUACUCUUCCUCCUUGGUUUCCACACCUUUUUGUAUUUGUUACUAAUGUCGGAUAACCUUCUAAGAAGACCAUAGCUUAUAAACACUGUUUAUGGGAUGCCUUUGCCAAACCUCCACACUACACUGUGGAAAUACUGAGACAUCAGAAUGCAUUGGUGAGUGAUCUACUUCCUAAGCUGAAACUCUGCUCCUAUGUGCUGCAUGUGUGGACCAUGCAUGCGCCGCCAGCUUUUGGACACAUCCGAGCCCCAUCUGACUUCUAGGAUGCUAUUAGAACACUAUCUCAACACUUUUAUGAACCUUUUGAUAGGGAUAUGUUAUAGAGAUGCAGCCAAGAGAGCAGACAGCGAUAUCUCAAGUCUCCAAGCUUUAGGAUUCCCACCUCGACCUGUUCGUAUCUGACAGUUGACUAAUAAACGAUUUGUCAAAUGUUUGGAAUAACUAUGUAAUAAAGUCUUUUAUGCUCAUCGAGGCUGCAUUCAUUUAAACAAAAAUAGUAAAAACAGGAAAAUUGUCAAAUAUUAUUACAGUUAAUAAUUGUUUUCUAUUUUAAAAUGUAAUUUAUUCCUGUGAUGGCAAAGCUGAAAUUUCAGCAUCAUUGCUCCAGUCUUCAGUGUCACGUGAUCCUUCAGAGAUCAUUCAGAUUUUCUGCUCAAAAACAUUUCUUAACAUUAACCAGGUUGAACAAUUGUGCUGCUUAAUGACUAUUUUUUUAAUAACUUUUUGUGGCAACCAAGAUACACUACUAAACAAAACAAAACUUUGAGAUAGAGUAGAUUAAAAGAAAAUAAAUUAAUACUUUAUUCAGCACGGAUGCAUUCAGUUAUUCAAAAGUGAUAGUAAAGACUUUUAUAAUACAAAAGAUUAAUAUUUCAAUUCAAUACUAUUAAUCAAGGAAUCCUGAAAUAAGUUUACCAAUGUUUCCACAAACAUAUACAAUAAUCCACAACAGCAAUAACUGUUUUCAACAUUGAUAAUUAUAAGAACCAUUAUUAAUAACCGAGCACCAAAUCAGCAUAUUAGAAUGAUUUCAGAAAGUAAUAAAAAAAAAAUCAGAUGAUUUCUUAAUGUGACACUGAAGACUGGAGUAAUGGCUGCUGAAAAUUCACAGGAAUAAAUUACAUUUUAAAAUAUAUUCAAAAUGGAAAAAUUUAAUUGUAAUCGUAUUUACAGUAUUUUCUUUUAAUCAAAUAUAUGCAACACUGGUGAGCAUAAGAGAGUUAAUAACACUCAAUAACAUUUAAAAAAAUUUCCAUAUUCAAUAUCUUUGACUGGUAGUGUUGGCUUGAUUAUAGUAUCACAAACUUUGAUCAUAUUCCACAUGUGUCUGUAUAAUUAAUUGUUUUCAGUCCAAUCAGAGCAACUUCAAAAAGCAAAAUUACAGUGUGGUAUUGAAACAUCACGAAUAACAUUUGAAUAAUUUGUGGUGUGUAAAGACAUACUGUGUGUACGCGUGUAAGAGACUAACAGUAAUUACACAACGCACUGUUGCCUUGCAUACUUCCAGAAUAAAACUAGCAGCAUACGUCUCUUUAUUUAGAUAAUAUUAGGACUCUCUAUUUUCCUUACAAAUGCUAUUAAAAACCAAAUAUCUAUAUAUUUGUGUAUUUAUCGUGAAUAAUGUUUCAAAGAAAAGAUGUUUGGGUUUCAAAUGCAAAUGCAUAGUUAAAUGCCAGACAUUUUCAAAGAAUUGAUUUUGAUUUGUCGAUCAUUCUCUUGCGUAUCCCAGGAUUCUUAGAGGCAUGAUUCACAUACUGUAGUAAUAAUGAUGUCAUACAAAUUUAAUCAUAACUGAAUGGCAAUAGUAUUUCAUCAUCAUUACAAUGAAAAGGUCUCUCUUUUUUUCUUUCUUUUUUUGUUCUUGCUUAUAUUCAAAUUUCAGAAUGUGUUUAUUUUGAUUGUAAAUUGUUUGUAUAUGCAUAGUGUGCUGAUUUGCUUCAUUUUCUGAAUAUGAGGAUUGUAUGUAAAGAAUGUUUUGUAUGUUCAUCAGAAAAUAAUUUAACUUGAAUGUUAUUGUUUUAUUUCUGUACAAAAAAAGAUCAGCCUUAACAUUUAUCAUUGUUUUCAAGUUAUUGACGUUUCAAUGGAAUAUUUUAUUUUAGUUUAUAGUUUAGUUUAUCUAGUUGAUGUGUGCCUGUUUACGACUUAUGACAAUAAUCCUGCUUGGACUGUGUUGAUCUUUUCAAUUAAAAUCAUUAUCACUUCAUAUCAUUAACAUGCUAACGUACAGCGCAUUAAAAAGUGGCUUUGGAAAA
Molecule: messenger RNA, 4930 nt
Organism: Carassius gibelio (silver crucian carp)
Lineage: Eukaryota; Metazoa; Chordata; Actinopteri; Cypriniformes; Cyprinidae
Product: tripartite motif-containing protein 2-like
Exons: 12
Coding region: 356-2590 (744 amino acids)
Biological process (GO): proteasome-mediated ubiquitin-dependent protein catabolic process; protein polyubiquitination; negative regulation of translation
Molecular function (GO): protein binding; zinc ion binding; translation repressor activity
Source: RefSeq, a predicted model, not a curated record